AUGGUAUUAACAAGGCUUAAAGUCCCAUUAAGAAUUGGAAUUAUCCAAUUGAAUCCACAAAUUGGACACACCAAGGAAACGACGAGCAGAGCCUGGAAACUUCUUGAUGAAUUGAAAAGCAAGAACCAUGGCACAGCUUCUCCUGAUAUCUUAGUGUUCCCUGAAUUUGCUUUGACUGGUUACAGCUUCCAUGACAGAAACCAUAUCUUACCCUAUACUUGUAAACCGACAGAGGGUCCCACAUUUGACUUUGCUAAGGAAGUAUCCAAGACAUUCAAUUGCUAUACCGUGAUUGGAUAUCCUGAGAGGUGCGGUGAUGACGAUAAAACGGCUACAUUGUACAAUAGCGCUAUCAUGACCGAUGCUUCUGGGGAUUUGGUUUUCAAUUACCGUAAAUCGUUCUUAUAUUACACAGACGAUGACUGGGGUUGCCAAGAGAACCCUAACGGAUUUCAGCACUUUGAGAUCCCAGUGAAAGGGUUUGAUGUAAAUGGUAACAGCAAUGAUGUUAAGCUAAAGACUGGCCUUGGAAUCUGUAUGGAUCUCAGCAACUAUAAAUUUGAAGCACCAUUUUCCGACUAUGAGUUUGCAACAUAUCAUUUGGACCAUGGCACUGAGUUGUUAAUCUGCCCAAUGGCAUGGUUGCACUCUGCUGCUAUCACAAAGGAUACAAAGGAUCCACAGCAACAGUGGGAAAAGGUGAAAUCUGUUCUUGAUAGAGAAGGAAUCCCAGAAUAUGGAUCUCAAGGCAGAUUCGUAAACAAUUUGGAUUCCAGUAACGUUAUAAAGACCGAGCCUUUUGAGCACGCAAUGUCACUGAAAGACUACAACGAUUUAGAUACACCUGAUAUUACUAAUAUUACUUACUGGCUUCUACGGCUCACACCGUUCGUUGCAUUGAAGAAAAGAUAUGAAUGGUUCCACAGUAAAUUAUUGGUGCCCUUCUUGACCCGUACUUCUACGAAAACGUCUUCCUACGUGGGAUCAUCUUUGGAUAAGCCCUGGGUUCACGAGGGAAAAGAGACUGUCUUGGUGCUUGCAAACAGGUGCGGUAUAGAAGACAAACAAACCGUGUACGCUGGUUCUUCUGGUAUCUAUAAAUUCAAUGGUCAUAUUCAUGGCGAUGAGGACGACUCUGUUGACACGACGAACAAAAGCAUUGAAUUAUAUGGGAACUUGAGUAAAGGACACGAGGGAAUUUUGGUAAGAGACGUUGAGCUUGUUGUCGAACGUGAAACAUAG
Messenger RNA from Kluyveromyces lactis, 1242 nucleotides. It is a transcript of the gene NTA1, whose product is annotated as amidase. Gene Ontology annotation, biological process: protein catabolic process. The transcript has a single exon. The record is from RefSeq and is a predicted model, not a curated record. Lineage: Eukaryota; Fungi; Ascomycota; Saccharomycetes; Saccharomycetales; Saccharomycetaceae. Bases 1 to 1242 code for a protein of 413 amino acids. Gene Ontology annotation, molecular function: protein-N-terminal asparagine amidohydrolase activity; protein-N-terminal glutamine amidohydrolase activity.